Messenger RNA from Penicillium robsamsonii, 1845 nucleotides. RefSeq names its product glycerol kinase. Gene Ontology annotation, cellular component: mitochondrion. Gene Ontology annotation, biological process: triglyceride metabolic process; glycerol metabolic process; glycerol-3-phosphate biosynthetic process. Bases 1 to 1845 code for a protein of 614 amino acids. Lineage: Eukaryota; Fungi; Ascomycota; Eurotiomycetes; Eurotiales; Aspergillaceae. The record is from RefSeq and is a predicted model, not a curated record. Gene Ontology annotation, molecular function: glycerol kinase activity. The transcript has 4 exons.
AUGCCUGAGGGCACCUUUGUGGGCUCAAUCGACCAGGGCACGACAAGCACCAGAUUCUUGAUAUUCAACCGCGAGGGCGAGCCAGUAGCAUCGCAUCAAGUCGAGUUCAGCCAAAUCUACCCAAACCCGGGCUGGCAUGAACAUGACCCCCUCGAGAUCGUAACCUCAGUAGAAACCUGCAUCGAAGAAGCCGUCCAGAAGUUCGAGGCGCAAGGCCACACCCGAGGCAGCAUCAAGAGCAUCGGAAUAACCAACCAGCGCGAAACAACCAUAGUCUGGGACCACGAAACUGGAGAACCCCUGUACAAUGCCAUUGUAUGGACCGACACACGGUCUCAGGCAAUUGUUGCGGAACUGAAACGGAAACCAGGGGCAGCGCAACUCCAGACACGUUGCGGUCUGCCGUUGUCAACCUACUCAUCGGCUACAAAGUUGCUCUGGAUGUUGGCACAUGUCCCAAGAGUGAAGGAUGCAUUUGACCGUGGCACAUUGGCGUUUGGUACCGUUGAUGCUUGGCUAGUAUACCGUUUGAACGGUGGCGUGGCUGCCAACGUCUUUGUCUCGGAUUCGACAAACGCUUCGCGGACCAUGUUUGUGAACUUGAAGACGUUGCGGUAUGACGAGACGCUUCUGGACUUUUUUGGGAUCAGGGGGAAGGUUCAUCUGCCUAGGAUUGUGCCCUCGUCUGAUGCGACAGCAUAUGGGGUCGUUGCUUCUGGGGCUUUGGCGCAGGUUCCGAUUAUGGGCUGUCUGGGAGACCAGUCUGCGGCCUUGGUUGGGCAGAAGGGGUUCUCGCCGGGAAUGGCCAAGAACACUUAUGGCACUGGGUGCUUCCUCUUGUACAACGUUGGCGACAAGCCGGUGUUCUCGACACAUGGAUUGCUGACUACGGUGGCUUACCACUUUGGUGGGAAGCCUAUCUAUGCCCUUGAGGGGAGCAUUGCUGUUGCUGGAUCCGGCAUCAAAUUCUUGCAGAAUAACUUGAAUUUCUUCCAGGAGUCUAAAGAUGUCAAUGACCUUGCCUACUCGGUGGAUGACAAUGGCGGAUGUGUGUUUGUCACUGCCUUCAGUGGACUGUUUGCACCUUAUUGGAUUGAUGACGCGAAAGGCACAAUCUUUGGGAUCACCCAGUACACCCAAAAGGGUCAUAUCGCACGCGCUACCCUGGAGGCAACAUGCUUCCAGACUAAGGCCAUUCUCGACGCCAUGGAGAAAGACAGCGGUCAUACACUCUCCGAACUGGCUGUAGAUGGGGGUAUGAGUAACUCAGACUUGGCAAUGCAGACUCAAGCAGAUCUGAUAUCCAUCCCUGUCUACCGCCCCGAGAUGCGAGAGACUACAGCUCUCGGUGCAGCAAUUGCAGCCGGUCUUGCUGUUGGACUUUGGCGCAACUUUGCCGAGCUACGCGAUAUCAAUCGCUCUGGUGGUGCCGUCUUCGAGCCCCAGGUCUCGCGAAAGGAGAGCGCUGCUAAAUUCAGACAAUGGGAAAAGGCUGUGCAGAUGAGCAGAGGCUGGGUGGGAUCUAAGAGUAUCGAGCAAGAAGAGGCUGUUGCUCCGACCAACCAGACACAUGCACCGGCGAAGAGUCAUAAUCUCCCUACACACAAGGCAACAUCAAUUUCGACUGAUUCUUUGUUCUCCGAUGUGGUUAAGAGCUUUACAUACACCACAGCUGUCAAGGGAAGGGCUCGUGUCUUGGUCAAGGAGAUCGAAGUCCCACCUCCAUCUGUACAGACAACACUGGGAAGUGCUUUGGGUGAUUUGGAUGAUGCCGACGAAGAGGAUUUGUGCUUGGAGUUGCGAAAGGUCGAGAUUUUGCAAAGACUUAGGAAACUACGGAAGUAG